Messenger RNA from Molossus molossus (Pallas's mastiff bat), 2160 nucleotides. It is a transcript of the gene GAS2, whose product is annotated as growth arrest specific 2. Gene Ontology annotation, molecular function: actin filament binding; cytoskeletal adaptor activity; microtubule binding. Gene Ontology annotation, cellular component: actin filament. The transcript is spliced from 8 exons. NCBI's taxonomy places the organism in Eukaryota, Metazoa, Chordata, Mammalia, Chiroptera, Molossidae. Bases 259 to 1200 code for a protein of 313 amino acids. The record is from RefSeq and is a predicted model, not a curated record. Gene Ontology annotation, biological process: actin crosslink formation.
GAGAUUCACAGAGGCAAGGCUGAGAACAAGCCCUGUGCUCAUUGCUUCUUUCCUCCAACCUCUUAGCAGUGUGGACACUGAUUAACUACAGCUGGGAUCUAGUGUGCCCAGCCUGUCUUUGAAAUCGAUCAAUGCGUUCCUUCUCAAGGAAUGCUCCCCCCUAACUGCGGAGGGGGAGGUGGUGGCUGUGGUGGUCCUCUCCAACAUGGGCGUCCUGGUUCUGACUGCCUAAGAGAAGGUAUUACAAGUGGAUAAAUAAUGUGCACUGCUCUGAGCCCAAAGGUACGCAGCGGACCUGGCCUCUCUGAUAUGCAUCAGUAUAGCCAAUGGCUGGCCAGCAGACAUGAAGCUAAUUUGCUACCGAUGAAAGAAGAUCUGGCCUUGUGGUUAACCAAUCUAUUAGGGAAGGAGAUAACAGCAGAAACGUUUAUGGAGAGACUGGACAAUGGUGCCUUGCUCUGUCAACUUGCAGAAACAGUUCAGGAGAAAUUCAAAGAGAGCCUGGAUGCUACUAAGCCCAUAAAGAAUCUGCCCUUGAAGAAGAUUCCAUGCAAAGCCAGUGCACCCUCAGGCUCCUUUUUCGCACGAGACAACACAGCAAAUUUCUUAUCCUGGUGCCGAGAUUUAGGGGUAGAUGAAACAUGUCUAUUUGAAUCAGAAGGUUUGGUUCUUCACAAGCAACCCAGAGAAGUGUGUCUCUGUUUGCUAGAGCUGGGCCGGAUUGCAGCCAGGUAUGGUGUGGAACCUCCUGGUUUGAUAAAAUUGGAAAAAGAGAUUGAACAAGAAGAAACACUUUCUGCCCCUUCUCCUUCACCGUCUCCUUCAUCAAAGUCUUCUGGAAAAAAGAGUACAGGAAACUUACUGGAUGAUGCAGUGAAAAGGAUUUCUGAGGAUCCUCCUUGCAAAUGCCCAACCAAAUUCUGUGUGGAGAGGCUCUCUCAAGGAAGAUACCGAGUGGGAGAAAAGAUCCUCUUCAUUAGGAUGCUGCACAACAAACACGUCAUGGUUCGUGUGGGAGGCGGAUGGGAAACUUUUGCAGGGUAUUUGUUGAAACACGACCCCUGCCGGAUGCUGCAGAUCUCCCGUGUGGAUGGCAAAACCUCCCCCAUCCAGAGCAAAUCUCCAACCCUUAAGGACAUGAAUCCAGAUAAUUACCUGGUGGUCUCUGCCAAUUAUAAGGCUAAGAAGGAGAUUAAGUGAAACUAGUUGGUCACGCCAAGGGGACUCUCAUAAUGGCCUGUAUCCACUUCUCCAGUGUAGUCAGUUUAGUUCACAUGCUCUGAAAUUUACUUUGGAAAAAGGAGUAACACACAGAAAAAUGUCAUCACGUUGAAACACGUUCAAAGAGUAGCACUAUUUAUUUUAAUGCUUUUGUAGAAAAUGACCUAUGAAAAGAAAUUCUAAACUCAGAUUUAGAUCAGACAAACUGUAGGCGAAUUAUUACUUCUGAAUAGGUGAACACAGUAUUUAGAAUUCAGUAUUAGGAAUACAAUUCUGACUAGAGAUAAAAACUGUCACUAGAAGGAAAUUUUUAGGAUUUACAGAUAAGUAAACAGAAAGUGCCUGUGUUAAGUCUACAGAGUAAAAGCACCCCAGACAUUUUAUAAUUGCAGGAUUUUUAAGCUCAUUUUUUAAAAAGUGACAAUUAGUAUGCUAAUGUGCUACUAAAAAUAUCCAACAGCACUAUGAGUAAGUGCGGAGUAUACACAAUGACGAUACUCUCUUGGAAAGGCCACUUCAGAAAAGUUUACAUUCACUUGGAAGAUUGCCUUAACAUUUAUCCCUUAUCUAUGACCAAACAUCCAAACAUCUGGGGUACUUUUGGAAGUUUUCAGUACACCCCUUAGAAAAUCGCUUAUGAAUCGCCCCACACAUUCCUAAGAAACAUGGCUGUGUUGAGUCACCCACAUAAGCUGACAUACAUUUAUAUUUUGAGAGUAAAUUGUACAGUCAAAUGUUGACUUCAUGUUAUUUUAAAGCAUUCUUAUUAAAAUAUACCUUUAGUUAAUCCUACUUUGCUAUGCUGUCUAGUCAAGUCAAUUCACUGUAGCUAAUAAUGUUACAGACUUAUGUAUACCCUUGUACACCUAGGACAGAGCUGUUUUGUACCUAUAAACAGCAAAAUAUUGUCCUUGAUGAUUCAAAAAUUAAAGAGAUAAA